AUGAAUGAGAGAAAAGAAGUUGCAAUUUCUGAAACGGAUCCAGAUAUAGAAAAUUUUCCAUUACUUUUAUCAUACUCAAUCGAAACAAAAAUUGGUAGAGGACAAUUUAGCGAAGUUUAUAAAGCUCGGUGUCAAAAAAGGCAAAUAAAUGUUGCUUUAAAAAAAAUUAAGAUAUCAAAAAUUUCGGAUGAAAAAUUAAAAUCUGAUUGCGUGAAAGAAAUAAACAUAUUACAGCAAUUAAAUCAUUUAAAUAUAAUUAAAUAUUUUGAAUCUUUUAUUGAAUCCAACGAAUUAUUUAUUGUUUUGGAGUUGGCCGACGGUGGAGAUCUUGCUGGACUAAUAAAUUAUUGUAAAAAAGAAAGAUUAUUGAUUCCUGAAACAUAUAUUUGGAAAUAUUUUUCCCAAAUUACUUUGGCUUUACAACACAUGCAUUCAAAACGUAUUAUGCACCGAGAUAUAAAGCCAGCAAAUAUUUUUUUGACCAAAAAUGGCGUGAUUAAAUUAGGCGAUCUGGGAUUGGGAAGAUUUUUCAGUAAUAAAACCUUAAUAACGCAUUCCCUUGUUGGCACACCUUAUUACAUGUCACCUGAACAAAUUAAUGAGUGCGGUUAUGAUUUUAAAAGUGAUAUUUGGUCUACCGGAUGUUUAUUGUACGAAUUAGCAACUUUACAAAGUCCCUUUUGCGGAGAAAAAAUGAAUUUAUACACGUUAUGUCAAAAAAUUAAAUUUUGUGAUUAUCCCCCAAUACCGUGCGAUUUAUAUUCUCAACAGAUAAGGGAUUUGGUUGUCUCAUGUCUUCGCGUUGAUCCCCAUUAUAGGCCUGAUAUAAAUAAUUUACAUGAUUAUUCACAAAAAAUGCACCUUAAAUUAAACUUUACAGUUCAAUUAUUUACCUGUUUGAGUCUUUCAGGUGUAUAA
Pediculus humanus corporis (human body louse) is the source of this 918-nucleotide messenger RNA. Its product is annotated as cAMP-dependent protein kinase catalytic subunit, putative. The coding region runs from base 1 to 918 and encodes 305 amino acids. Gene Ontology annotation, biological process: protein phosphorylation. The transcript is spliced from 5 exons. Gene Ontology annotation, molecular function: ATP binding; protein kinase activity. NCBI's taxonomy places the organism in Eukaryota, Metazoa, Arthropoda, Insecta, Psocodea, Pediculidae. The record is from RefSeq and is a predicted model, not a curated record.